This is a messenger RNA of Entelurus aequoreus (snake pipefish), 3977 nucleotides long. RefSeq names its product MAP7 domain-containing protein 1-like. Gene Ontology annotation, cellular component: microtubule cytoskeleton. The record is from RefSeq and is a predicted model, not a curated record. Gene Ontology annotation, biological process: microtubule cytoskeleton organization. Lineage: Eukaryota; Metazoa; Chordata; Actinopteri; Syngnathiformes; Syngnathidae. The transcript is spliced from 22 exons. The coding region runs from base 1051 to 3342 and encodes 763 amino acids.
GCAAGUUAGCACACACAAGAAAAAAAUGGGCUGACUGUAACGAAUGAAGCGCAUUAUGGCGCCUUAAAGUGCAUUUGAAAUUACAAGUAUAAUGUUGAACAUUCUUUUUGGGUUGAACUAUCCGUAUUGCGAUAACACGGGCGAAGCGAGACGCGUAGAGAACGUUACUCUUAGCCUAGCAGUUAGCCGGGCCUCGUGAGGAUCCCGGCUAAAAUGUCUUAUUUAAACAUCGCGGUUCCCCAUUUAGUGUGACGCCACGCAUUAAGACCAUUAAAAUCCAUUUUUAUCCGGGUAGUAACGACGUACUGCAAGCUCCUGUUUCCUCUUCACCAGCUCGGCAAGCUCCCGGCGGGUGUCCGGGAUCUGUGGUGGAGUAGCCUUAGCGUGCAUCGCCAUGAUGGAUCGAGCAAUGUGGAGAAACAAAACGAUGGCGGGACAACUUCACUGCGACGCCUACAUUCUCGCUGCAGUCGCAAGGUGGCGCUGGAAGACCGUGGCAACCAAUUACACGUCACCAUAGCAACAAGACCAGGUCGUUUCAACGCCACUUCCAACUUUCUACCGGAUGGAUGGCAUCAAUUGCUGAAAGCUCCUAGACCUUCAUUGAGAGGUAUCCCUGGACCAAACAUCUUUCUACAAUGUUCAGAUCGCAGGGUCGCGUGGGGUGCUGGAGCCUAUCUCAGCUGCACAUGGGCGGAAGGCGGGAUCCACCCUGGACAAGUCGGGUGUAAAUCUCAGCCCCAAAUUGGUAUAAUGUAUGCAUUAUAUGCCAUUUUCAAGAUGGAUAUUUAAAGAGAAACUACAUCUUGUGAGACGACGUCGGCCAACCCAGGAAGCUAACUGAGCUGUCCCGGCGAUGAAAUGGGGAAAUUCCCGUCACUUCCACUCGAAUCAACCGACUACUAGCGGUACCACUGGCUAAUACGGCGUCGAAUGGGUGCUACAAAUUGAAGGGCGUGUUUGGCUGAUCUGGACCGGGAGUUUCAGCUCCUGUGCUUGGGACACUUGUGAGGAAUGACAACAACUGGAAAGUCCCUGCAAUCCGCCUGAAUGGAAACAAUGGAUUAUAAGGAGCUUGGACAUCAUUUUGAGGAGAAGCUGACACUGACAGAUAAAUCUCUGCCCUUGCAAAGUGAGUGUCAGACCAUCCACAACGGAGAUAAGUCCCUGGGCAGCGUAUUCCUGACGCCUGAUGACUCAGCCAUCACAGACCUCUCCCCCAAGACUGAGUCCUGCACCAAAGCAGAAACCCCCACUGAGACAGAUGCCUCCUGCAAGACGGAGCCCAGCCAGUCAGGGCCUGGCACCGGCAGCAGCCCUCCGCCCAAGAAAGAUUCAAUGAGCUCAGAGCAGCGGCAGAAGCUUGCCAAGCAGAGAAGAGAAGAAAGAGCCAGAUAUAUUGAACAGCAAACUCAGCUGCAAGCGGCAAAGAAGGCCCAGUGGCUGGAGAAAGAGGAGAAGGCUCGGCGUCUAAGAGAGAGCCAGCUGGAGGACCGCAGGAAAAAACUGGAGCAGCAAAGACUGAAGGCUGAGAAACGCAGAGCCGUGCUUGAGGAAAAACAGAAACAGAAACUAGAGAAGAACAAGGAGCGAUACGAGGCAGCUAUCAAGAGGUCGACAAAGAAGACAUGGGCCGAGAUCCGUCAGCAGAGGUGGUCCUGGGCCGGCGGACUCAACCAGACCUCCCGCAGAGAAAGCAGAUGCUCGGCCUCCACGGUCAACUUGCCCAGACAGGUGGACCCUGUCAUUAACAACAGGCUGUCCAAGUCCUCUGCCACGCUCUGGAACUCCCCCAACAGAACCCGCAGCCUGCGUCUGAGUCCGUGGGAGAGCCGGAUCGUGGAGAGGCUCAUGACGCCCACGCUGUCCUUCCUCGCUCGCAGUCGCAGCGCCGCCACCCUCCUCAACAACAGCGACUCUUAUUCUCACCACUGCUCCCGUUCAGCUUCAGCCAGCCCGCUCAACGCCUUCUCCCACCACCCGCACCAGAACUCCGCUGAGCGCUGGAGGCUCUCCUCCGCCAGCACGCCUGACAUCACCCAGCGCCAACGGCAACGGAACUCCACGCCGGUUGACAGAAAGAAGAAAGAAAAGAAAGACAAGGAGCGAGAAAAUGAGCAAGAGAAGAAUGCACUCACAAAAGAAAGGGUACAGAAGAAAAGACAGACGGCGUCACCGACCACCAUCACAAGGAGAUCCCAGCCCGAGUCCAGCAGCACCCCUAAGCCCAGAACAAGACCUCCGUCACCAGCUGCUCCUAAAAGUCGUCCCUUAUCUCCUUUGGUGCCGGCGGUCAAGACGCCCACGGGGAAGAAGACACCCCCACCCGGCUCCAAGACACGGCCCAAGCGGGCCCAGACACCAGCCAGAGUCCAGCCCCAGACGGUCACGACGGUCACCGUGGAAACAGGCCAAGAAUCCAAGGAGCCUGGUAGUUCAGAGGAGAAAAAGAACUCCAGUAAUGUGGUGGCUGCUGCACCAGCAACAUCUCCCGCCCCCAGCCCACCACUUGUACAAGUGCCAAAAGAAGAGGUCCCCACACCAGCUGCAUCUCCCUCAGUGAACGCCACAAGUAAUCCCGCCACACCCGCCGCCGCCCCGGUUGCGACGUCCGGCAGGCCAUCGGCCGGCACAAACGACCCCGAGGAGGCCGCUCGCGUCCUCGCCGAGAAGCGCAGACAAGCCCGGGAGCAGCGGGAGAGGGAGGAGCAGGAGCGCCAAGAGCAAGAGCAGAAGAACAGGAUCCUCAGGGAGGAGGGCAUGGUGCGCGACGCAGAGGAGAGGAAGCGCCGCGAGGAGGAGGCUCGAUUCAUGUCCGAGCAGCAGCGUCUGAGGGAUGAAGCCCAGCGGGCCGAAGAGGAGGAGCAGGCCAAGGAACGAGCCAAAGCUGAGCAGGAGGAGAACGACAGGCUGCAAAAACAGAAGGAGGAGGCUGAUGCAAAAGCACGUGAGGAGGCUGAGCAGCAGCGCAUGGAGAGGGAGAAGCACUUCCAAAAAGAAGAGCAGGAGCGCCUGGAGAGAAAGAAGCGUCUUGAGCAGAUCAUGAAGAGGACUCGCAAAAGUGAUGCAGGAGAAAAGAAGGAGGUGAAGGCCUCACAGCAGGUUAAUGGAAAAGACACAGAGCUCAGUAAAGGCGAUAACCUGCUGAGUCCCGCCGCGUCCGACCCUGUUUCAAACGGAGUCCAGAACGGCGUGUCGGCCAACGGCGAGUUUGAGCAGAUCAUGCAGAUGAACAGCGGCGCCAACCCUGCAGCAUCACAAAGUGCGCUGCUCACUGGAGGAGAACCUUUCCUCAUGAAGACAGGACCCAUGAAACCGCAGCAUGUGGCAGAGGUUCUGUGAGCCGCCUUCCAUCCACCCAUGGACACGCGCCUUAUGUCUCCGCUUGAGCCUCCACCAACACACAGCGGCUUAGAAAGUAGUGUGCCAAACCUGUGCUGUUUCCAUGACAACAUGCAAAGGACGCAGGACGGGAGGACGAGGAGGAGGAGGAGGAGGAGGACAUGUUUGGGAUAAGAUAAGCACUCAUCCAUAAAACGACACACACGAUCAGUAUUCUCUUGUCUUCAACAUGUGUUCUGGUGCAAGUUUUAUUGAAACAUCACACGCAUUUUACGGUGCACCUUAAAGAUGACUGAAUUUGUAGAAAAUACAGUAUAAGAACCCCUAAUCCCCCGCGCAAAAAAAACCUAUUUGACAAUGGUCGUUGUUAUUAUUAUUAUUAUUACUACCGUGCUUUCUGAUAUUGUUAAGUUGAACAAUGUGUGUUUGUUUCUCGGAAUAUGGAGUUAUUUAACGCGAGGAGCCACAGACAGUUUAUGUAAAUGUAUAACGAGCCCGGCUGCCUAUAGGACCCCUGCUUGUUGGCAAGGGCCCUGUGAAAUAAAGCUUUAUGAAAGGGAAGGAAACAUGUGUCUAGUACUCUGUAUCAUUUAUAAAUAAGUGGCUUGUUUUUUGUCAAUAAACGUCUGCGGCAU